AUGCUCGCACUCGCCUUGACAGCAGACUUGAGUGGGGUCACCGACCUCCGCCCCGACGACACCGAAGACAAACCCUUCUUCUAUACCUUCAAAGUUCAAUGCACAUCAUGCCGAGAAACACACCCCAAUUGGGUGAGCGUGAGCAGAUUCGAAAUGAACGAGCAAAGCGGUAGCAAAGGCGAAGCCAACUUCGUCUGGAGAUGCAAGAACUGUAAGAGGGAGCACUCUGCCAAUAUUAAGGAGGCACCAAAAUCAUACCCUCUUUCUUCGCCACCGAGGAUUCAGAACAUCAUCGAGUUUGACUGUCGGGGUUUAGAGUUCGUUGAGUUUAAGGCUGAUGGUGAUUGGCUUGCGACUGGCCUCGAAUCUAAUACCAAAUUCACAGCUAUCGAUCUAUCGGAAGGCGAUUGGUAUGAUUACGAUGAGAAGGCGAACGACGAGGUCAGCAUCAAGGAUUUGAAGUGGCAAAUUCGGAGGGCUUAGGCGGUAAGAUCUGAAGCGGGUGUGUACGGGAAUGAGGAGAAAUGAAAUCAAAAUAUCGCCAUCGAUGCAGCGAAAGACUGUCGGCUUGAAAUUAUUGGAUGCCGGAAUACUAGCAUGACGGAUACAUGAUCAAUCACAUAAAUGAGCCCGCAAAUGUCUCUAGUACGACGAAUGGAUGUUGUCGUCUACGGUCUUAGGAUAUUGCACACUUAGUAUCCUACUCAAAUAC
Molecule: messenger RNA, 712 nt
Organism: Mytilinidion resinicola
Lineage: Eukaryota; Fungi; Ascomycota; Dothideomycetes; Mytilinidiales; Mytilinidiaceae
Product: DUF866-domain-containing protein
Exons: 5
Coding region: 1-483 (160 amino acids)
Molecular function (GO): zinc ion binding
Source: RefSeq, a predicted model, not a curated record